AGUGUAGACCUCAGUCGAGAGCUCCACAUGAGGAGUUGAUGGAGACUGGAAGCAGACUCCGAGUCUAAUCUCGAACUAUUUAGGGGUCUUCCUGGUCGAAAAAAGUCUCUUUGUUUUCUCUCUGAUUUCUGGAAAGUUCACCGGAGUUGUUGCCGCAACAUAAUUCCCAAGGGGGUCCUCUUUCUUCGGAAUUUUGACUCUUCGGUUCUUUCUUCCGAUUGUUCUGAUUGUCGAGGCCUGAAACGAUGGGGUGUACUGGAUCGUCGCGCGCAAAAGGAGACGAAAGUUCUAAGAAAAUACGAAGGCCAAAGCCUUGGAAGCAUUCUCAACCAUUAACAAGGACACAACUGAAGCAGAUGCGUGAUGAGUUCUGGGACACUGCUCCCCAUUAUGGUGGACAGAAAGAGAUUUGGGAUGCACUCCGAGCUGCUACUGAAGCUGAUUUAACCCUUGCACAAGCAAUUGUGGACAGUGCCGGUGUGAUUGUUCAAAGCGCUGACUUGACAACCUGUUACGAUGAGAGAGGUGCUAAGUAUGAACUACCCAAGUAUGUUUUGAGUGAACCAACCAAUCUGAUUCGCGAUAAUUGAAAAUGGAGAAAAGAAAAGUACAGUGGUCGAGUAAAGACUGUAAAUUGUGUAUAUGAUGAAUCACAUUAUCGUUUGGUUUCUGAAAUACAGUCCUGUUGAAGUUCUGCUUGAUACUCAUCUUUGUUUAUAUCCACUUCUGAAGGCUUAUGCUAAAGUUUACUGCAUCUUAACAAAAGAGAGAAUAGCAGCCACUUUUGUAAUUUCUGGGGAUUUUCCUGAAGGACUAAAGAAAAUGUAACAAAACAUUUUGGUUACCGAAAUUUAUGUUUCAAAUUUCUCAAUAGAGCAAUUUUCAUUUUUACCA
Vitis riparia (riverbank grape) is the source of this 894-nucleotide messenger RNA. Its product is annotated as ubiquitin domain-containing protein 1-like. NCBI's taxonomy places the organism in Eukaryota, Viridiplantae, Streptophyta, Magnoliopsida, Vitales, Vitaceae. The transcript is spliced from 4 exons. The record is from RefSeq and is a predicted model, not a curated record. Bases 246 to 590 code for a protein of 114 amino acids.